Molecule: messenger RNA, 396 nt
Organism: Drosophila teissieri
Lineage: Eukaryota; Metazoa; Arthropoda; Insecta; Diptera; Drosophilidae
Product: vitelline membrane protein Vm26Ab
Exons: 2
Coding region: 1-396 (131 amino acids)
Source: RefSeq, a predicted model, not a curated record
AUGUUCAAGAUCGCUGCUAUAUUCUUCGCUGUUGUGGCCGUGGCUGCUGCCAAGCCCGGACUUGUGGCUCCUCUGGCUUACACCGCUCCGGCUGUGGUGGGCAGUGCCGCCUACGUGGCUCCCUACGCCUCCAGCUACACCGCCCACUCGGUGGCCCACAGCGCCGCCUUCCCAGCCGCCUACACCGCUCCAAUUGCCGCCGCCUACACCGCUCCAGUUGCUGCCGCCUAUACCGCUCCCAUCGCUGCUCCUCUGGCCGCCGCUUACACCGCUCCCUACACCCGAUUUGCCACGCCCUACGCCGCCGCCUACACCUCGCCCCUGGCCUACAGCUCGCCCUAUGUGGCCCGCCCAUACGUCGCCGCUGCCGCCGCCCCUCUGCUGCUGAAGAAGUAA